This is a messenger RNA of Schistosoma curassoni, 2165 nucleotides long. NCBI's taxonomy places the organism in Eukaryota, Metazoa, Platyhelminthes, Trematoda, Strigeidida, Schistosomatidae. The record is from the annotation of a GenBank genome assembly.
UGACAAUAUUGGAUAGCACAUAUCAAUUUCAGUAUGCGGGCAGUUAAAGAUUACGCUAUCGGCGCGUAAAUUGUAGUAUGCUGAAAUGAAAACACAAAAGUUGGCGUCACAUCGGGAGUCUACUAACAAGUCGAAGGAAAGAAUAAAAAACAAGAAACGUCUCGCGACAGGAUUAGAUAAUGUCGCUAGUAGCAAUAGUACAUGUCAUACAGUCGUAACUUCGUCCAAUCGCCACGACCCUUUGGCGCACAUCAUUCGUCUUUCAAGUAAUCUCAAAGUACCUCGUUCUCCAAAGCGCCAUUUAUGCGACAUGAUCCACGUUGAGCACUACGAAAAUGGUGGUGGUUAUGCUUUGCAUUCUUAUGCUGAUGAGUUAGCUCACCUUACGGCGGAUGAGUUGGCUUUGUUGGCUCGAAAAUAUUUCAAGAUAUUAUUUACCGAAAGACGAAAAAGAGGCAUCCGUGUUCCUUUUUCCCAUUACUGCAUAGGUGUUGUCCAUGGAGCUGCGAGAAGGAUGCCGGAACUGUUGUCAUAUUUGUCAUCUGCCUAUCCUAAUCUCAACGUCUCGACAAAUCCCCUAGAACAGAAAAACGCAACGGAAACUUUAUCUCUUUCACAGUAUGUAAAAAACGUUCAGAAAACUUACGCAAACGGCAUCUAUCGGUUUGGGCCACUGCAUGCAUUGAGUAUUGUUGGUGUUAAAGGUGAGGAACGUGGUUUUUUUGACAAGAGUCUGAUUGAGAUGAUUGAAAAAGACCCAUUCCUAAAACUUGUAACACCAUGGGGUGUCUUAUCAAGUUUAAGUGGGAUGGACCCUCGAGAAAGUAAUGAUGGGCCUAUUCUGUGGUCUCGUCAUGGAGAACAAACUAUUCCUUUAUUUCCAACUACCAUGCGUGGCAGGAGACGUGUUAUCAAUGGUUGUAUUACAGACGUGGUUAUUGGUCGCCGCGCACUUGGUGGGCGUCAGAUAGCGGUUCAUGACAGGACUAAUUGCCAUGCUGACCACGCAGACGAUGGGCUGUCUCGUCAUACUACAGCAGCUGUAGGUUUACUAAAGGCGGUGUAUCCCCAUCGAUCUGGAGAGGAAUCAGAAUUGCCCUAUUCAUCUUCCUGUCCCCUUCAUUUCGAGGAUGCUAAUGGUGAUUUAAAUUCUAACACAAAUCCAUACGCAUACAAACUAAACCAACCUGCUAGAAUAGUCAAAGAUGUGGUUGUAUUUGAUCCACGUCAUUAUGUUGAUCUGAUUGAACGAUUACGCCUAGAUAUUAUGGAACCUCCCGCAAGCCAGUGUGGGUCAUUUUGGGCGGAUGAUGGUGAGCUUAAUCAGCUACAUUCCGAAGGCUUUCGUUAUGUUCGCCUGCCUCUUCGUGAUAAUGAUAUAUAUUUUAUCCCACGAAAUGUUAUACAUCAAUUCAAAUCUGUUUCAGCUGUAUCAAGUAUUGCAUGGCAUGUUCGUUUAAAAAAUUAUUACGACCAAUUACAACAUGAUGAUACAAGCGGGAUGUCUGAACAUAAUGAUUCUGAUCUAAAAAAUCUCGAUCAUGCCUAUCAGUCGUCUGAAUCCAUCAAGUCAACAUCUGAGUUAUCUGUCCCUAACGAUAUAAACACUAACAGUAACUUAAAGAAGUCACCUGAAAGUAUCCAUUCAUCAGCUAAUGAGUUAGCUAGUUGAAACCCACUCAUAAUUUCUUGUAUUUUGUUUUAAUUGUUGAUAUCUCAUUGUUUUUUUGUAAAAUAAGUCUAAUAUGGUUCGACUUUAUAUUCAUCGUUUGUUUUAUUCUUAAUGUUGCUGUUAAAUAGCUGUGUAUGCGUGUGUCACUUUUCACUGAACUCAUUUGCAAUAUAAUAUCUUCUUUACAUGCCAUUUAAUUCUAGUUGUUUCUCAUUACUGUGAUUCCAUAUCUGCUAGUUUAUUUCCUUUUCUACUUGGAUAAGUGUAUCCAGGCACCUAAAAUCCUUUUGUAAUAAUAUGAAAUUGUUAUUUAUUUCAUGGGUUCCAGUUUGUUUUGUUUGCCUUAUCAUGUUUAAUUUUUCUUAUUCUGAUUUUUGUUUCUCUCUUAUGUUUCUACUUUCUGUUUGUUUUAAAAUGUGAAGUAAUUUUACAAGUUUUCAUCACGAGUUGCAUAAGUUGAUGUAAAAUAAUCCAUUCCUAGCUUCUUUCUUUA